Messenger RNA from Phaeodactylum tricornutum CCAP 1055/1, 853 nucleotides. RefSeq lists its product with no specific name. The coding region runs from base 65 to 853 and encodes 262 amino acids. The transcript has a single exon. NCBI's taxonomy places the organism in Eukaryota, Bacillariophyta, Bacillariophyceae, Surirellales, Neidiaceae. The record is from RefSeq and is a predicted model, not a curated record. Gene Ontology annotation, molecular function: protein binding.
AAAAGAAUGAAAACGUCCAGCCUCAUUCAAGGGCGCAACGACAGUUGCUAUUGAAAAGGCUGCCAUGGAAGCUGCUGCUAUACCUCACUGGCUUCAGGACCAAUGCCGAAGACUCGAGGCCAAAGAUGAAUACGUUUCCAAUCUAAAUCUGAACAUACGGCGACUCGACGAUUCGAUGAUGGUUGUGCUUUCACAAGCUCUCCGCAAAAACUCGGUUAUUUCAGUGCUUAAUAUGACUAGUUCUCUCAAGAACAGCCCACUCGGUUUAAACAUACUGGCGGAGCUCAUUCUGCGAUCUCACGCUUCGUUGGCUACACUUCAUUUGAGCUACAAUCACUUGACGGACGUGGUUGCAGUAGGUAACGCGCUAGUUACCAAUCAAAAGCUAAUUUCGCUGCAUUUGGACUAUAAUCUCAUUGAUAAGCGCAGUGCCGCCGCUAUGGCCGACGCUUUGCGAGUAAAUACAACCCUAGUAAGGUUGCAUCUCAACUACAAUCUACUGGGCGACGAAGGCGUCUUGGCACUUGCCGACGGUUUGCAGCACAAUACGUCGCUACUGCAUUUGGGUUUGAAGCGAAACAGUAUAUCGGCGGUAGGUGCUUCCGUGCUGUUUCAGACUAUUGUCACAAGAAACAUGAGUCUACAACGUCUUGACUUGGAAGACAACUUUAUCCCUGCGGAAAUGAUCUCUCAAAUUGGAAUCCUUUGUCGUGCGAACAAAGCGGGGCGUCGGUAUCUUACCGACACGAACUUUCCAGACAACCUCUGGCCCGCUUUGCUCGAGUGGGUCAACGACGAUCCAGACGUUCUCUAUUUCUUUGCUCGAGCAAAGCCUGGUUUGUAUGAGAGAUAG